Physcomitrium patens is the source of this 4831-nucleotide messenger RNA. RefSeq names its product protein MICRORCHIDIA 7. Lineage: Eukaryota; Viridiplantae; Streptophyta; Bryopsida; Funariales; Funariaceae. Gene Ontology annotation, cellular component: nucleus. The record is from RefSeq and is a predicted model, not a curated record. Gene Ontology annotation, molecular function: ATP hydrolysis activity.
GAUAUGGGAGGGCUGCAAGGGUUGAGAUGUACUGCGGGCCAGUGACAGGGAUGGAGAGGGAAAGAAGCUAUGGCAUUGAAGGAAGGGGGCUGAAGCGCCGUGAGAGGAGUCAACAGAGGGUGCUGUACCUCGCGCGCUUGCAGGAACCAUAGUCAUCCAAUUACUGUUACUGUUAUAAUUGUUAUUACACUACUACUCCUCCUGCUGCUGCUGUUGCUGCUGCUACUUCUCCCACAUCUCUCCCUCAUGAACCGGCAUUGGGGAAUGAGCCUUGACUCUACCUCUCUCUGGGUCUGGAUUUAUACUCCCACCCACACAGUAACGCCAGCACCGCUUCCACUAUCACUGUAGCAACUCGCGCACUCUCUCUUGACUAAAAGGCUGCUCUGUACUAAGCUCACUCACGGCCCGGCGUGACGUUACUGCAGCUUCACAACCCCUCUCGCGGCUCCAACUAAUGUUCUUUGUGUUCUUUGCCGAAGGAGGAGUGUUCUGUUUCUCUUUCACCGCAGUGUGGCUGACGUAUGUUUGCCAUAGCCGAUGAGUACAAGUGGCAGGCGGUGAGAGAGAGAGAGAGAGAGAGAGGUUUUAAAGUUCUUUUUUGUUUCUUACGGUGUCUUCUUCUUUCCCCUUUUAUAUUUUGGAGUGAAGUUCCUUUUUCAGCGAGCUUGGCAUCCACGCAUGCAUGAGCUGGGGGUGUGGUUUGCGAUUACCUUGCAGGGUUGAACUUGUUGCAAAUCCGAUUAUUGGGGGAUUGUCUUGGUUCUUGGUCGUUGGGCUGGACUGCUGGCGCCGAAAGCCUACUAGAGUACAAUCACAGUAGACGUAGAAAUUGAUCCUGACCUACUAGGCGUCUUCUACAUGUAAUACUUCAACAUCGACAUAGUUUCAGAGUCACCAGCCUCCUCUUGAAGGUUACCGAGUCUCAAGCCUCCUCCCUCCCGCCUCCCUUCCCCUGCAGGCCCAUGAGCUUACCUGUACGUGCCCAUUCAUGGAAGUCUCAUGGUCACCACCAGUUCUGACUCCGCCUGGAAACAUUCUUGUUUCGAGCUGCUGACCAUGGGGUAGCGAGGAGCAGUGAUGUUCCGCUCAAGUGAUGGUCUCUUGCUUCCGACCUGUCUUAUUCUCUUGAUUUCUCCCGUCUUCUGCUAGUUCUCUUUCCAGCAUAUGGAGUUCUCUAACUUAACAAGUAUGUAGUUGGACCUCCGCGCAACAAUUGGCUUGCUCAUCUGGAGCGAGAUGGGAAUCUGGUAAUGGUUUGAAUUCAUCUAUGAGUAUGUGGGGGUAAAAAUUCCGCAAGAAUGCUGCAAUACAAGACUCGGGUUUGGACAAACCACAUUGAAGACGGCCCAGUCUCUAGUUAAGUUUCUGUAAAUGGAGUGUCUGAAAUUCUAGAAGCGCAUCGAGUCAAGUAUUUGAGCUCUCUUCCCUCUCACUCCCUUUUCCUCACACACACUCACACACACAUGCAAGGAUUGAGGCUAUGCUGGAAGAAAUGGGUGCGCAGCCAGCAUUAGGGGGUGUGAAGAUGGAGCCGACGGCAGCGAAUAAGGGCAUGACCAUGUCUGUAGACCACAGCUCAACUACAGUGAGCGACGGCGGGAGCCCGCAGCAGGUGAAUGAGACCAAAAGUAACAGUGUCUACGUCAGUCAGUUGAAAGCAUGCAUUCUACAGAAAAGGUACAAGGCAGAACCAAUCGACACAGCUAUCCCAGAGCUGGAAGAUCCAGAGAGCCCCUCCGGCGCUCAAUGGAGCCAUGAUCAGGGCGUCACAGUCGACAAUCCAGUUCAGGAGGGGGCUGUGAUUAAACAGCCAAACGCUGCGCCAUUCUCUAAUUGGCCUCUUUCGAACAGAGACUCUAAUGUUGAAGUGGAGGCAACCAAGAAUGUGCGCAUUGAGUGCCGCCAGUUCUGGAAAGCUGGAGACUACGAAGGAGUCCCUGCCAAUACUCCGCAACCACCAGGUGGGAUUGAUCACGUACGGGUUCACCCGAAGUUUCUGCACUCAAACGCAACCAGUCACAAAUGGGCUCUAGGAGCUGUCGCUGAAAUCCUAGACAAUUCAAUGGACGAGGUGAAAAAUGGAGCGACUUUUGUGAAUGUGGACAUGGUCCGAAACCCACGUGAUGGAUCGCCAAUGCUAUACAUUGAAGACAAUGGUGGUGGAAUGACUCCCGAACGCAUGAGGGAAUGUAUGUCCUUGGGAUUCUCCACUAAGAGCAAAAGCGGGAACACAAUUGGCCAAUAUGGGAAUGGAUUCAAGACGAGCACCAUGCGACUAGGAGCGGACGUCAUUGUGUUUUCGCGCUCACCGGCUGAUGUCGGACGAAGAGCCACUCAGAGCAUCGGCUUACUAUCCUUCACGUUUUUAAGAAGUACGGGACAUGAUGAUAUUGUUGUGCCCAUGGUAGAUUAUGAGCUAAAGGAUGGAAUGAUCUGCCCUCUGAUCAGGAGCACAGCAAACGAUUGGGUCCAUAAUUUGCAGACUAUUCAGCAGUGGUCCCCGUAUUGCACUGAACAUGAUCUUUUCACCCAGUUUUUCGGUAUGACCGAGAAAGGAACAAAGGUCAUUAUUUACAACCUGUGGGAGGAUGAACAUGGCCGAGUUGAGCUUGACUUCGAAUCUGACAGCCACGACAUUCAGGUGAGAAAUGAGGAUUUGGACGAGAGAAAAAUUGCCAUGGCUCAGCGUUAUACUCACUCAAGGCAUUACCUAACCUACCAGCAUUCCUUGCGGAGUUACGCGUCCAUCUUGUACUACCGAUAUCCGCCAGGCUUCCGAAUCAUCCUUCGAGGUCAAGACGUUCGACACCAUGAUUUGGCUGAAGACUUGAUGUAUACGCAGGAGCUCAGUUACAAGCCUCAGGGAUUCGAAAGUUCGAGAGACGUCAAGAUGGUUGCAAGAGUGGUCAUGGGUUUCGUAAAAGAUGCCAAGGAGCAUGUGGAUGUGCAGGGCUUCAGCGUUUAUCAUAAAAACCGUCUAAUCAAGCCAUUUUGGAGAGUCUGGAACACUGCUGGAAGUGAUGGGCGAGGCAUUGUUGGUGUGCUGGAGGCUAAUUUUGUGGAGCCUGCUCAUGACAAGCAGUCAUUUGAGCGCACUGCUGUAUUAUCUCGUCUGGAAUUGCGUUUAUUGCAGAUGCAAAAAUUAUACUGGGCUAACAACUGUCAUCUUGUUGGCUAUGUCAACAAGAAGUUGAACCGGAGAAACAGUAGACAAGCUGCUGCUGAAGCAGACUUGAAUGCCUGUGGUUUCCAAGUCGAAGGCAACCCCUUUGACAAACUUGAUCCUCUAAUAGAAGGAGCACGUUUAAACAUACCAGGAUUUCCGGUUAACAUGCCAGUUCACAUGCCAAGGUUGGAUAUUUCUAGCCCUCCGAUUGACAUGGGUUUCCACCUUGUCUACCGCAACCGCUCAACGUCAAAGAGAGGUCCCCCAGGUCUAGAUUUAAGCUACGAAAUAGACCGGAGUGGGUCUGGCACGCCUGAAGUUUCCACGCCUAAGAACUUCAUGUGGCAAGGAUCAGGGCCUGAUGCGAGAGAAUCUCCUGAAGUCGGAAAGAGUAAAGAGGACCUUGCAAACGGAUUUGAUACACUACAGAUGGUAAUGAGAGGAGCGGCGGAUCCAGUUACGCUAAAUGGAAUGCUCACCAGUAUGAACGGUCAAGGUCAACCAUUUGAUAACGAGAUCACCAGGGAGCUUGAAGAGAAUAAGCACCUCCGUGACAGGCUCCGUAAGCUGGAGCAGGCAGAUGAGAAAAGCUUGCAUUUUGAGAUCGAUAGGAAUCGCAAACUCGAAGCGCUGCUCCUUGAUAUGGAACAACAAGAAGCAGUUGACCGACGUUGCUUAGAACAAUGCACCCGUGAACGAGACAACCUUCAAGCUGCCAUUGCGGAAGAGAGACGCUUGCACGAGCAUGAUGAUGAAGACAUGCGGAAAAACUUGAAGGUCGCACUAUUGCGUGCUCGAGAACUUGAAGCUGAAAACAAUCGCUUGCGGCUGCUGCAUAAUUGAACAGAUCAAGCUCUGAUGAACAAUGUCCUGCAUUCCUGUAUAAUAUCGUACUUUCAACACAGUACCUAGAAUUGAGCAGGAUGAAACCCAUUUCGGAGCUGUCGAUUUUGGACGAGACUGUACGAAUUCCAGGUGACAACUCAAAAUGUACUUUGAUCUACUGAAACUGAUCAACGACAUAAAUACACUUCAAUACCGUAGCACUGGCCUUCACGCCGCCGUUGAUUCUGACACUGAUGGGGGUGUCACGGCCACGAGGUGUGAACUGUUUACAUGUUCGACAGUGCUUGAAGAAGAGCUCUGUACCACUACCGCUCUUACUGUUGUUGGAAAUGUUUCCAUGGCAGCUUCUUUUACUGCGAUCGUAGGUACUGUUCAGUGGUCAUCACAUCUUCGAUCCUCGUUGGUACUGUCAAGACGAACAUUGUGUGACUAUAUGACGAUAUCAAUACUUUGCCAGAUUCCUGCUAAAUCUGACAUGGUGGAUUCUUCUCAGGACCAUACAAACUAAGGACACUGACAUAAUGUGUUGAUUGAAUAGUUCAUGGACGUGGCCAGUCUGAAUCUCCUGACUACAAGCUACAUAGCAACGCAUUGAAGCGUUUUGUCAGGAUUAUAAUCGAUGAAUCCAGAUUAAAUUGAAAUAUGCAUUAUAGGAGUAGCUACCAACACUAGUGGGCCCACGUUUAACUACCAGCGUAGGUUUGGGUAUCUCACCUGUAUACAGAAAAAAACUGUACAGUGAAGGGAAAAACAGACGCUUCACAGAAGAAAAAUCGUAAAUCAGAGCCUGAAUGAAAGAGGGCUGAAGAUGAGCUA